AUGUCCAACGCGAAGAAGCACAUCACGCGCUUCAUUCGUCAAUGGGUUCAGUCCACGCUCCUCUACCUCGAAGUUGAUGCCACCGGCCUUGGACAGGCUCCUCGCCAGCCCCUCGGCCCUGCGACUGCUGCGAUCCAUUGUCACCGCCUCCGAGCUAGACGUUCCUACACGCAAGACCAUGGAGUGUCGGUGAGCCGCAAAUGGCGGCGGUGGAACGAGCAGAAGGCGGUUGUCAGCGAUCGAGAGAACGUCCUCAGGGCGUUGCUCGACGACGACGUCCCUGUGAAGAUUGAACACGCACCAGCAGCAGAUCCCGCAGAAACACUCGAUGCUGCUCAUGACGAAAUCGAAGAACCAGCCGAGGACCGUGACGAGGCAUGGGCUUCCAGACUCGCCCAUCACGAGCGUACCGACGGCCUGCGAGGCAUCCAAGCCAUAUGGAACGCCCGGCGCAAGGAAGGAUACAACCUCCCAACCAGCAACACGACCAACGCUCAAUUUUUGUGGGGGACCUUCGCUAGGCACCCGAAGCUCGUGCCGUAUAUCAUAGACCACGCGGUCGAGCUGCAGCAGGAGAUGGGGGAGACGUAUCCGCGCGUAUACAAUUUGGUCAUGGCUCACUGGCUGGUGCGGAAGCCAACAGAUGCUCUGGAGUAUCACCACCAGAUGCUAGUCAAGCUGCGUCUGAGAAAGCUACCACUGAGGGAGCUGGCAUGCGCCGUACGGAAUUAUGGGCACACGGCGCAGGAAGCACUGUUGUACAUCUACCGUAACAGCAACGAGCGCGACCUGUACGACGAGAUCGUACCUCGUCUUGUCGAGGCCGGGAACACUGGCAUGGCCCGUCGAUGGCACAACCUCUGCACGUUUCGAGGCGACCUACCCUCCAGCUCCUUCGCCGCCCACCCUGCUGUUCAGAUCUUCACCGCCGAAUCCUCUGCACUCGCCAAUCCGAACGUCCACUUCGACAAGUCCAAACGUGAGAAUCCAAAGCUCAACAAAGACCUUAUGCGACGGCUGCUCGGGCGCGACACUGCACCUGUGCGUUUCGAAGACUCCUUCACAGCGCGCAUGUUCGCAACGAGAACCCUCCAGAUUGAGUCCAUAAUCAAGGGAUUGACAAUGGUGGGCGUAAACGAGAUUGGUCCACAGGCAGUUUCAGCCAUGGUUUGGCGGACGCAGCCCAUUACAGAUCUCCCUCGACGUUUCGCAGAGCUCCGGGCUGCAGGCAUUGCACUGCAAGGCAGCGUCUUCUCUCUUGCAUUGGAGAAAUUCGCCAUGGAGCAAAAGUGGGAUCUGGUGCGUAGCAUGCUGGAGAGCGAUCAACACCCAGAUGUCUAUGGAGAUGUAGAUACACAACGCUCGCUGCUGACCUACUACCUGGAUCAGAAAGACUUGAGACAGGCCCAGCGCACGCUUGCCAUUCUGACGCUCUUCUACAACGACGCAAGCCGGGAAUCUUGGAACCUACUUUUGCAGCUGCGCAUCAGGCACUCCGGCCCGCAAGAGGUAUUCAACACACUUCUUGAAAUGCGCAGCCACGGAACAACGCUAUCCAGUACCACCAUUGCUUCCGUCAGGGAUAUGCUAGUACGACGGCAGCGUGGCCACCGACCAUCUCCUCGUCGCGGCUUCGAUGACUUGCGAUUCGUCACCCGCUUCUACGUCACUGCCCUCGAAGCCGGCAUGGCACGCAUUCCACCUGAAAGCUGGUACGAGAUCAUCCGGCGCUUCGGUAUGCAAAGCCGUUUUCGUGAGCUAAAACGUCUUCUUUUGUGGCUAUUGUGCUGGUAUGCACCUCGCCGCAACUCUGAGUUCCCUGACCUCCCGCGGUCUCCCUUCUUUGAUGACGCUACGACCAAGCUGCGACGUCUGUACCCAACCAACAGACAACACUACUACAAUUUUCCUUCCGGCGUAAAGCAGGAAGAUUCCGACCGUCAUCCAAUCCGUAAACUGUUCCCACCGUCACUACAACAAGGUAUCGUUGUCUGGGGCUUCCGCGCCAGUCUGCUUCGCACGGCACCGCUCGAGCAGUCUAUCCUCGGGACAAUCGCAGCGAAGCACCACCAUCGGCGCAGCCUGCUCAGGAAAGGCAUCAUUAAACGUCUGAACUGGAACACUGGCCUUAGACUGCUUGUUCAACUGCGCGACCUAGGGCUGCACGUGCAUCGUCACACUGUUACCAAGGUCUUGCAAGCGCAGUUUGUCAACCUCUUUGGCCACGGCCACUCAAGGCUCAAAUCCAACCGCAUCAUGGAGCAGACAAACACCACCCCAUACGCCAAAUACGUGCGCGAAGCCAACGAGAUCUGGGGCAGUCCGCUGCUCACCGAGCCGCAGAACCUCGGGUUCGGGAAGCUGGACGCCCAUCUGUGGCACCCACGGUUCAAGAGGAGAGUCGCCAGGAAAGACGAAGUCAGCCUCAAGCAGGCUAUGCGCGAGCAGUGGGAGCAUGGGUACGAAGCCGUAAAAGAGGUCGAGGUCGAGACCGAGCAUCAACCAAAAAAAGAGCACAACCCUGCGCUCGACGAGUUGAGGAAAGUGGCUGAAGCGCACGCAAAGGCGAAGAAACGGUGA
Ascochyta rabiei is the source of this 2580-nucleotide messenger RNA. RefSeq lists its product as uncharacterized. Gene Ontology annotation, molecular function: protein binding. The record is from RefSeq and is a predicted model, not a curated record. Lineage: Eukaryota; Fungi; Ascomycota; Dothideomycetes; Pleosporales; Didymellaceae. The transcript is spliced from 2 exons. Bases 1 to 2580 code for a protein of 859 amino acids.